Salvia splendens (bonfire salvia) is the source of this 927-nucleotide messenger RNA. RefSeq names its product protein MAIN-LIKE 1-like. Lineage: Eukaryota; Viridiplantae; Streptophyta; Magnoliopsida; Lamiales; Lamiaceae. Gene Ontology annotation, biological process: meristem development; meristem maintenance. The transcript is spliced from 2 exons. The coding region runs from base 1 to 927 and encodes 308 amino acids. The record is from RefSeq and is a predicted model, not a curated record.
AUGUCAUCAUCUCCAAGUUCUCGUCGAAGACUCUUAUGUGGUCAUGAGGAUCCUUCCGUCUUGUAUCUUCAGAGACAACACGUCUCUAAUAAUAUAUGGGCGGGAGUUGAAACAGAAGACGUCCGCUGCAGAAGAUAUGAAGGAAUAAUUUGGGAUGUUCCCAUACAUCCCCGUGUAUUGGCAGUAGUAGACGAGAUGGGGUUCGGCGGUAUAUUGAGGUGUGGUCAACCGAAGGACAUUGACCACCAUCUUAUUACCGCCUUGAUUGAACGCCGGAGGCCAGAGACUCACACGUUUCACUUUCCAGUCGGUGAAGCGACAGUGACUUUGGAAGACGUGGAGGUCUUAUGGGGCCUCAAAGUUGACGGGGAUGCUGUGACGGGUUACAUCCCCACUAAAGAUGUCAGCUAUUGGAUACAACUGUCUUUAGAUUAUCUUGGAUUUGUACCGGAUACAGUUGAGCUGAAAGAAAUGGUUUGGAUGCAGACAAGCUUAUCAAAUCAACUGAGGAUUGAGUUGAGUGAUGAACACGACCAGUACAUAUAUGUUCAACGUGCUCGUGUUUAUUGUCUGUUGUUACUUGGUAGUCUGAUGAUCCCGAACGCCUCCGGAAAUAAAAUUCCAUUUUUCUACUUGCAAUUUUUCAUGGAUGUAGAACGAUGUGCUAGCUAUAGCUGGGGUGGUGCGACUGGUGCGACUCUUGCUUGCUUGUACUACAAUUUAUGUGAAGCUGCUCUUGCUAGGAGGAGCGAUGUCGGGGGAGCGUGUACUUUGUUACAGCUGUGGGCUUGGGAGAGAAUCUCAAAUAUAAGACCGAAGAUGCUAAAUCCAGUGCAUAUAGACUACGCACCAUGUGCAGAAUUGGAAGCAAACAUUCUGACUAAACACUGUUUACAUCUUCAGAAUCAUAAGCCAUACUCUCACUGA